AUGCGAAAAAUAAUGAACAAAGCGAAAGUUAUGAGCUGGUAUCAAUGGACUACUGUUGGUGGACGUGUUCUAACACGAAUAAUCUCGUUUAAAGGAACAGUUAUUCAAUGUGUAAAACAAUUACAGAGAAAGACACCCCAAUACUUAUGGGACGUCUUUGUCAAACGAAAACAAAGUGGUUAUUUUGAUCAUAUCAAGGAAAAUGCUGAUGAUACAACUGUUGUCUGCCAGGUGGACUAUACUGAAAGUUACACGCUUCAAGAUCAAGAUCAAAUACAGUCUGCUCACUGGUCGAAGAAACAAGUUUCAAUAUUCACGGCUUAUAUUUGGAUGGGUGGUAGUGGAUGGGAUGGUUAUUCGUUUGGAUUCGUAUCAAAUUUGAAAAAGCACGAUAAAUUUACUGUUAUCACUUAUUUAGAAAUUUUGAUCCAAGAAAUAAUUGCCCUCAUGCCCGAUGUUGAUCAAAUUAUCUUUUUUCGGAUGGUGCUGCCACUACUUUUCGUCAUCAUAUGGCAAGGUGUGGUGGAUUCAAUAAAUGGUACGUUGAAACGAUUUGUUUGGAUGGGUGUGAUGGCUGGUGCUCGUUGUUCAUCGGCGAAAGAAUUCGUUAAUAUUUGCAGGCGCAAGACAAAAACAAUUCUUGUCGCUCUUGUUCAACAAGCACAAUUCGAUACAACAGAAGCGUUACUCAAAACCUAUUUUCAAAAUAUCGUUGGUGUACCUAAUAUUCGAAAACAACAUCAUAUAAAUGUCCUGAAUAAAGAUGUUAUUGAAUGUGCUCUAUAUGCAACAUGUAAAGACAAAUAUGUAUUUAAGUUUUGA
Messenger RNA from Rotaria socialis, 822 nucleotides. The record is from the annotation of a GenBank genome assembly. Lineage: Eukaryota; Metazoa; Rotifera; Eurotatoria; Philodinida; Philodinidae.